Molecule: messenger RNA, 516 nt
Organism: Trichomonas vaginalis G3
Lineage: Eukaryota; Parabasalia; Trichomonadida; Trichomonadidae
Product: saposin B type domain family
Exons: 1
Coding region: 1-516 (171 amino acids)
Source: RefSeq, a predicted model, not a curated record
AUGUUCUUCUUCUUAUUCGGCAUCUUAUCUCUCAGCUGGGGCAAGUGCGAAAUCUGCAAGCUCGUCGCUGACACAAUCUCCCAGUCUCUCGCCCAAGGCAUCGAUGAAUCUCAAAUCAAGCAGAAAGUUCAGGAAAAGUGCAAGGUUUUAGCCUUCUUAUCUGAUAUCUGCGAGAUGAUCGUUGACUCAUACUACAGCAAGCUCAUGACAUUCCUCCGCGGCGGCCAGUCAUCAACAGCUGCUUGCAAGGCUAUCGGCGCAUGCGGCAUCAACGCUCAGGAAUCCAACGGUCUCAAACGCCGUGUUGUCAAUGGCAUCGUUGCUCCACACUUCCCACACAAGCUCCGCAAGCUUCACAAGGUCCCACGCCAUUUCCAUAAGGCUCAGCGCCUUGUUAAGCCAGCUACACGCUAUGCCCACCGCUUCUACCCAAAGGUCCAUGAGACAAACGGCGCUCCACAGUUCCAGACAGAGACAUCCCCAACAUGGUCACAGUCCUGGGAAGAGCAAAUCUAA